Molecule: messenger RNA, 1545 nt
Organism: Penicillium arizonense
Lineage: Eukaryota; Fungi; Ascomycota; Eurotiomycetes; Eurotiales; Aspergillaceae
Product: fungal specific transcription factor domain-containing protein
Exons: 2
Coding region: 1-1545 (514 amino acids)
Biological process (GO): DNA-templated transcription
Cellular component (GO): nucleus
Molecular function (GO): zinc ion binding; DNA binding
Source: RefSeq, a predicted model, not a curated record
AUGACUAUUGCCGAUGCCGAUAACGGAACUGAAAAGAGCUUCGCCAAUUCUUUGUUGAAUGGCACGCUGGGCCUCGACUUACACCGGCAUUCGGAAUACAUUGGUCCCGCAAGCUAUCAUGAGCCUGCUCUUCUUGAUCUGAAGCAGUCCGCUGUCUCUACCACCGGUCAAGAUAAAUCAUAUCCGCGCAGAGUCAGUCAAUCCACCGCAUUCAUCACCUAUCCUGAUGAUGAAUCCGCCUCGCAGUUGCAGUGCUGGGCGAACCUGGAUCAAAUAGAAGAAUGCAUUCGUCCUUUGGGUCAGACUCUAGUGAAUCUUUACUUUCACAUCAUGCACCGGACGUUUCCAAUUUUGGACAAAAAUGUGUUCCUGGAGAAAUAUGCGCAGUCAUACCGCAAUUUUUCUCCGCCAUUGCUUGCCUCUGUCUACCUGCUCGCAUUAGAAUGGAGGUUUUUUGACCGACAGUUGGCCAGCUUAGCACGAGCACCAGAUGCAGGGCGCCUGGAAAAUCUGGCCAUGCGAGCGAUGGACGAUGAGCGAAAGCGACCCAAGUUGUCAACCUUACAGGCGGGCCUGUUGUUAUUACAGCGAAAAGGCUCCUCCCAUAAUGACACCCUGCCUGCCCAGCUCCUUUCCCUUGGACAGACGCUAGGCAUCCAUGUCGACUGCAGCGACUGGACAAUUCCUGAAUGGGAGAAAAGUCUGCGAAAACGAUUAGCCUGGGCGCUGUAUAUGCAAGAUAAAUGGGGUCCUCUCGUUCAUGGCAGAGCAUCUCUUAUUCCAACACAGAUCGACGGAGAUCAAGAUACAAGUGACUGGGUCGUGCGCCCGUGUACUCUCAACGACUUUCCUGAAACAAUAGCUGAUGAUGAGGGCUCUGGGGUUGUAGACGGCCCUGCAGGUCGAGAAGCCUUUCUUCACUCUAUUGAAUUAACGAAAAUAUUCAGCUGCAUCACGGCGACCUUUUGCUCGACUGGUGCAACCAGGAAGGGGGGUCUGCUGGAUCGGAUCGGAGCAUCAGGAGCGCUCGAGCUUGCGAAACCCCUCGCAUUGCAAUUGCGCGACUGGCACGCGAGACUACCUCCUAGCCUCCAGCUAGACUCCACACCUUCCUUAAAAUUAUCCACAAAUGGGGCACUGCAUCUGUCCCACGCGGCCGCAGAGCUGACAAUUCAUCGCGCACUGCUUCGAAUCCUGGCGCCCGAUGACCGUCCUAGUCUCAUAUCAGCCGUUCGGGGUGCUGCUCGGGCGCGCCUUGUGUCUGCUAUCAAUUUGAUUGGAUCAUUUCAGCUACAACACUUGCAGUCUUUUUGGGGGUUUGCAGCAGCAGCACAGGUUACUUUGGUUGGAGCCUUAGCCGGUCUCCUGUGGGCGACUAGUGCCAAUGCCGAUGAAGUAUCAGAAUACGCUGAACACCUGGAGAGACUUCGUUGGAUUCUUCAAGUUUGGGCUUCAGCAAUACCGUUCGCUCGUGAAGCACUUCGGAUGCUCGAGGAAGAGAUCGGUGAUCUAGCCGCAAUGAAAGCAGCCACAGAUUGUGAUUGA